This is a messenger RNA of Penicillium waksmanii, 1704 nucleotides long. RefSeq names its product cytochrome P450. The record is from RefSeq and is a predicted model, not a curated record. Gene Ontology annotation, molecular function: monooxygenase activity; iron ion binding; heme binding. Bases 1 to 1704 code for a protein of 567 amino acids. The transcript is spliced from 11 exons. NCBI's taxonomy places the organism in Eukaryota, Fungi, Ascomycota, Eurotiomycetes, Eurotiales, Aspergillaceae.
AUGUUCAAAAAGAUCAAGCGAGGUCUACCUGCAAUUCCGACUGCACCUAACCCUUGCUCAGCCUGCAAGGAGAAGCAGCCAUAUAUGCCGAGUGACAUUCCUUUCAUUUCCAUCAGGCCCACAUUUUGCGACACCGAAAUGGAACGGUAUGCCAAUGCCGAAUUCAGUAUGGACAGCGCAGGUCUUCUAAAUAUCCUCUAUCAUCACUUGGGAAGAUUCCCGGAGAUUAAGGCAUUCGGAGGCCUUCUUGCUGUCUGGCUGCUUGUUCGCUGGGUUCGCUACUAUCGCUCAUGGAUUGAUCUACCCACCGUUGGCCCUAAGGGAAUUCUGGCGUCUAGAUGGUCCGGGCUAAAGUGGCCAGCGAACAGUGACCAAUUGCUUCAAGAAGGAUACGUCAAGCACGGCGAUUAUGCGUUCCAAAUACGGACACGGAACAGGUGGGAGGUCUGUAUAUGCAACGAUAAAAUGGUUCGCGAAUAUCAGGUCCUCGGCCCUGAGUACGCAUCCCUGGACGCCGUCAGUGAAGAUCUAUUCCAGACCAUGUACACGUGCCCGGGUGUUGCAGACUCGCUCAACCACGUCCCGGUGGCAGCUCUCUCAAAGGCCGUGGUUUGGUCAAGAAACCGAACAACAGGAAAGAACUCCUUAUACUUUCAGGAGCUCGUCAAGGAGCAAGAGUUUGGCAUGAUCGCGGAACUCAACAUCCCUCCGGGCGUGUGGUGUGAUUUCGACUGCCUUCCGGUUGCACUGGCGUUGAUGCUGCGCAUGAUCGGACGAGUGUUGGUGGGACACCCGCUCUGCCGUGACCCUGAUGCCAUCGCGUUGUUCAUGAGGUAUGGCUCGGCCGUCCCAGUCAGUGGAAAUCAGAUUUCGUGGCUGCCACGCAUAUUGAGACCCUUGUUGGGUCCGCAUUUUGCCGCUUCUCGCAUGCAGGCUGAACUGAGCGGUCUCAUCGUCGAAGACAUGAAGCACGGUGCCGAUGCCAAAGAAGACCAGAUGACACUUGCCCAGUGGGUGUGGGAGUGGACAAAGCGAGAAACACCCGGCGAGUACACCCCAUUCGAUGUGGCUGGGUUGCUGGUAUCCUCCAUCUUUGGCGCCGUUCACACCGCCGGCUCGGUACUUACAAAGUGCUUCUACGAGCUCACUCAACGGCCCGAGUUGAUCGAAGAUCUUCGCAACGAAGUUGAGCAAGCCAUCCGCGACCAUGGAGGGGUCUGCAGGGAAUCUAUCGAAGCCAUGACGAAACUGGACAGUUUCAUUAAAGAAACCAUGCGCCUGCAGCCCGUGGGUCCAGCCACAGUGCAUCGCAUCAUUAAGAAAGACUACACCUUUACUAACGGCCUAAAGCUACCCAAGGGAACAUUGGUUUUUGCCCCAAAUACGCAGCUCCAUAUGGAUGAACGGUACUACGAUAACCCGGAAGAAUUUGAUGCGUUCCGAUUCCACAAGCUCGGGAAGCAGUCGGACAAACCAAACAACUACAAAAUAGCUGGCUCGACCCCUAGAACACGCCAGUUUGGUGACGGGAAGCACGCCUGCCCGGGCAAGCAACUCGCUGCGGAUCUGCUGCGUCUCAUCUUGGCCCACUUCUUGUUUAAAUUCGACAUCAGGAAGUGUGAUGAAGACACUAGCUACCCUUCUUUAGAACAACGACGCAUGUCUAUCAAGCAGCGUACACCUUCACCCUCAGCCGUUGUAUAA